UGGAAUUGUAGAGUUGGAAGGGACCACGAGGACUGAAGAAGUAGCAAGAGAAAGAGAGCAGUACAAGCAGCAUUCAAGACACACAAAACACACACUUUAAAGGAAACACUGAAGACACUCACAGAUACUUAAAGCAUAUUUAGGAUGCUUUUCCUAAAUGAAGACAUCAUUUCCUCCCACCAUGUAGGAAAAAUAUAAUAUUUUAUUUAUUUAAAAACUACAUUUUGAAUGUCUCCCAGGGAACUAUUGUUACUGGAAGUUAAGAAAGUGGAACCGAGGAGAUCACAUGGGUGUGGUCAAAAGCGUGGCCACAAAAACACUGCUGUUGUAUAAGUACUUAGUGCCUAACUAAACCGAAAAGUGUCUAACCUUGGCUUAGAAGCAGUCUCUCCUGUCACAGUUUGUCAUGUGACAGGUAAUGUCACAAUAGCCACACAUUACUCAGAAGUAAGUCCCACUAAAUUCCUUGGGGAUGGUCCCCAGAUGGGAGUGGAGCCUAAAAGGUACCACACAGAACUUGUAUGCACAAUAGCUUCAUGCAUAUGUUGUGUGUAGGCUGGCAGUGGAGGCUGGUUCGUGAGGGCUGCCCUGCCAACCUCAGUCAGUCCUCAGUCAGACCCAACCUGCCAGUUUUGCUACUUCUUCCAGGCCAGUGGCAACAUCCUGCUCUUUAGGCUCUGUGUUGUCCUUGUGAAAUUUGCCAGAGAUGAGAGAGAUGGAGACAAAAUGAGAACGAGUUGGCUCUGCCUAUCAUUGACUCUGAUUCUGCUACCCUCCGUCUCCCUACUUUCCACUCUACUAAUCCUGCCACUGGCUUUGAGUCCAGAUGAAAGCGAUGCCUCACAUUCAAUGCAAUGAUAUAGUUUUCCUUAACUGAACAGAGUAGAUUAAGGUGACGUAGCUUAAAAGCCAAAUCUGAAAAAACCAGAGCUGCUUCUUCUUCUUUUUUUAAUUUUUUUUAUUCAAAAUUACAACAAGACAUAUUAUCAAUAAAAAGUUUGUGAAUGUUUAUUCAAAACCUGCCAAGGAGUCCAGUUCGCUUUGUUGCGUCCUCAGAUACUUUGUAAAGGGUUCCCAUUCAUCCUUAAAGUCACAGUUAUCCUUGUCCUGUAGCUUAUAUGUCAGUUUUGCCAGUUCUGCAUAGUCCAUCAAUUUUUCUUGCCAUGAUUCUUUAGUUGGGGUUUCGUCAGUCUUCCAUCCUUGUGCUACCAGAACUCUCACGGCCGUUGUCACAUACAUGAAGAUGUUUUUCAACUUUUUUGGCAGGUCUUUCCCUACAAUCUCCAACAAAAAUGCCUCGGUUUUUUAAACAAAUGUUAAAUGGAACAUUUUCUUCAAUUCGUUGUAUAUCAUUUCCCAAAAUUUUUAAAUUACCUUACAAUCCCACCACAUAUGAUAAAAUGUCCCCUCCUUUUCCUUACACUUCCAACAUAUAUUUGAACUAGUUUUGUACAUUUUUCCUAACUGCACUGGUGUUGUGUACCAUCUGUACAUCAUCUCCAGAGCUUCUUGGCCAUAUGCCUCAGAGCUGCACCCAUAGGAGGACUCUGAGUCAAUAGAAACUGCCUGAAUCACACCUCCUGUCUUGGUACCUGUGGAAUUCCAACAGCACCAAUGUUUUUUGUUGUUGUUACAGAACAUUAAUAGUCAAAUUAACAUUGUAUGGACUUCCUUGAGCUUUUCUUUUAAUAGCCAUGUAGCUAAAGCAUUGGCCAAAGCUUGAAGGUUUUCUGUUUUGUUUGUUGGGUGUGGCUAUUUCCUUCUUCACAAACGUUGCCCUUUUGUCUUCAGGUCAAAGGGAUCAUGGGAAAUGAGAAUGCCACAUCAUGGACAGAGUUUCUUCUUGUGGGCCUCGUGCAUCUGAGGACACCCAACGUCUUCUUUGGUGCAAUUCUUCUCAUGGUUUUUGUUGCUUUGCUGGGAAAUGGUCUCCUCCUGAUCCUAAUCCAAAGAGACUCCUCCCUUCACGCCCCAAUGUAUUUUUUCCUCAGCCAACUGGCCUGCAUAGAUCUGGGCCAAAUCCUCGUUAUUGUCCCUAAAAUGUCUGCAAACUUUUUAGCCCACAGAAACACCAUCUCGCUCGGCGGUUGUGUGGCACAGAUUUUCCUCACGUUGACCGGGGGAGGCGCAGAAUGCCUGGUCCUGGCCGCCAUGUCUUACGACAGGUACGUGGCCAUCUGCAGGCCCUUGCAGUACCCCAUCCUCAUGCGGAGAACAACCUGCCUCACCAUGACGGCUGGGAUCUGGUCUUUGUCAACGCUUUCCAUCAUGCCCAUUGCGAUCUUUGUCCAGUCUCUGCCUUACUGUGGGUCAAAUGUGAUUGAGCAUUAUGUUUGUGAUUUCCCAGCUUUACUGAAGUUGUCCUGUGCCGACACCUCUGCCUUUGAAAAACUGGUGUAUUUUGAUGACGUGGUCAUACUUCUCCUCCCUAUCUCAGUCAUCGUUGCCUCUUACAUCACCAUCCUUGUGCAAGUGCUGGGCAUGCGCUCAGUCAAAGGAAGACACAAGGCCUUAGGGACUUGCGUGUCCCACCUGUGUGUGGUGGGACUCUUCUAUGGGGCAGCUGCACUGACAUACACCGUCCCAGUAUCCUCCUACUCUGCACAAAGGGCCAUGAUCUACUCAAUGUGCACUACCAUCAUCCCCCCAAUGCUGAAUCCUUUUAUAUACAGCCUGCGCAACAGGGAUGUUCUAGCAGCCCUAAGGAAACUCUUUCUGAAGCAUGCCCCUCAUAAGUAAUUUCUAGAGCCGAAACACCAUUUCGCAUAAGUUUGUAAUGUUCCCGGGUCAAACAGCAGCCACUGAGAAUGAGGAACAGUUUAAUAAAAUGAGCUGUAUUCAGAGCUGCCUCUUAGACCCUCUGUCUUCUGGGAUGUGAGGCUGGUUUAGUAAACAAGUUUCCAUGCACUGGCAGUAAAGGUAAAGAAGAAGAAAAAGUUCCAAAUUAUUUAAAAGGAAAAGAAUAUGGUUUCAUUACAAAAAGGAUCAUGCAGUCUUUGUGUACAUUGGCUCCCAGUACGUUUCCGUGCACAAUUCAAAGUGUUGGUGCUGACCUUUAAAGCCCUAAAGGGCCUCGGUCCAGUAUACCUGAAGGAGCGUCUCCACCCCAAUCAUCCAGCCCGGACACUGAGGUCCAGCGCCGAGGGCCUUCUGGCAGUUCCCUCACUGCAAGAAGUGAGGCUACAGGGAACCAGGCAGAGGGCCUUCUCAGCAGUGGCACCCGCCCUAUACUAUGCCCUCCCAUCAGAUGUCAAAGAGACAAACAACUACCUGACAUUUAG
This is a messenger RNA of Podarcis raffonei (Aeolian wall lizard), 3281 nucleotides long. Its product is annotated as olfactory receptor 2Z1-like. Gene Ontology annotation, cellular component: membrane. Lineage: Eukaryota; Metazoa; Chordata; Lepidosauria; Squamata; Lacertidae. The record is from RefSeq and is a predicted model, not a curated record. Gene Ontology annotation, biological process: G protein-coupled receptor signaling pathway. Gene Ontology annotation, molecular function: olfactory receptor activity; G protein-coupled receptor activity. The transcript has a single exon. Bases 1804 to 2739 code for a protein of 311 amino acids.